AUGCAGCAGCAAGAUAUGGAGAAGAAGAUCCCAAAAGAGACUGAGUUUUUCACCGAGUAUGGAGAGGCCAACAGGUACAAAAUCCUGGAAAUUAUUGGAAAGGGUAGCUAUGGAGUUGUUUGUGCUGCCCUUGACACACAAACUGGGGAGAAAGUGGCAAUAAAGAAAAUAACUGAUAUUUUUGAGCAUAUCUCUGAUGCUAUUCGGAUUUUGCGAGAGAUUAAAUUGCUUCGUCUUUUGAGGCAUCCUGAUAUAGUUGAAAUUAAGCGGAUUAUGAUGCCACCCACUAGGCGUGACUUCAGAGACAUCUAUGUUGUUUUUGAGCUUAUGGAAUCAGACCUUCAUCAAGUCAUAAAAGCUAAUGAUGACUUGACACAUGAGCAUCACCGGUUUUUCCUUUAUCAAAUGCUACGGGCACUGAAAUACAUGCACACAGCUAAUGUCUAUCAUAGAGACCUUAAGCCUAAGAAUAUAUUGGCUAAUGCGAACUGCAAGCUUAAAAUAUGUGAUUUUGGACUAGCAAGAGUGGCAUUUAGUGACACCCCAACGACGAUUUUUUGGACGGAUUAUGUUGCUACAAGAUGGUAUAGGGCUCCCGAGUUGUGUGGGUCCUUCUUUUCCAAGUAUACGCCUGCAAUUGACAUUUGGAGCGUAGGAUGUAUCUUUGCGGAGCUCUUGGCAGGGAAGCCGUUAUUUCCGGGUAAAAGUGUUGUGCAUCAACUGGACUUAAUUACUGAUCUUCUCGGUUCACCACCGACAGAUACAAUAUCAGGAGUGAGGAAUGAGAAGGCGAGGAAGUAUUUAAUGGACAUGCGGAAAAAGCGUCCAGUGCCUUUUGCCGAGAAAUUUCCAAAUUCCGAUCUUUCGGCUCUCAAACUAUUGCAAAGGUUGUUGGCAUUUGAUCCAAAGGAUCGUCCAAGUGCAGAAGAGGCAUUGGCCGAUCCUUACUUCAAAGGUCUGUCUAAGAUCGAACGAGAGCCUUCUUGUCAAGCAAUCUCAAAGUUAGAAUUUGAGUUUGAACGGCGUAGAGUGACAAAAGAAGAUAUCAGGGAAUUGAUAUUCCGGGAAAUUUUGGAGUACCAUCCUCAGUUGUUGAAGGACUACAUGGCAAGAAACGGUGGCACGAGUUUUCUGUACCCCAGUGCCAUUGGACACUUUAAGACGCAAUUUGCCUACCUGGAGGAAAAUGCUGGGAAAAGUGGGCCUGUGAUACCUCCUGAGAGAAAGCACGUUUCUCUUCCAAGAUCUACGGUAAAUUCUAAUACCAUUCCACCCAAAGCACAACUGUAUGCCUCUGCAUUUGAUAAUAACCGUAAAGCUAUAGCCGAAGCACCAAGCGUACUCGGAGCUCCAGACUCACUUUCCUGUAAUAUGCCAAAUGUUUCACGCCCACCACUGCGCGCACCAAACGCCAAGCCAGGCAGGGUUGUGGGACCAAUUUUACCGUAUGAAAACGUCCGGAAAGUGAAUGACUCAUCGCCUUAUGAUGGAGGACUAUACGUUCUCCCUUCUCAAUCCAUAUCUCCUCAGUGUUACUUCCGAACAAGAUCGGGAGUGAAUCAAAAUAAUUCCCGGACGAGUACAUCUCAAGCCCAACUGCCAGCCAACCAGCAGCAAUACACGACCCAGCAAGCUAAAUCAAUAAGUGGCGGCAAGUUUAUCGACCGUAACAGCAACCCUUAUUGCCAACCGCAUUCUAAAGCAGCUGUUGAGGGUAUUAUGAAUUUGAAUGGUCAUAUUGCAAUCGAUGCCAAAUUGUUGCAGGCCCAGACUCAGUUUGUUGUGGCGGGCCAUCGGGAAGUUGGGGCCGUGCAGAUUGGGCUGACUUAA
Striga hermonthica is the source of this 1830-nucleotide messenger RNA. Lineage: Eukaryota; Viridiplantae; Streptophyta; Magnoliopsida; Lamiales; Orobanchaceae. The record is from the annotation of a GenBank genome assembly.